AUGAUAAAAUCGCCCAGAUUUACCCUCCGCCGCAAUUACUGCCCCGGUGUAGUCCGAUAUACUAGCAGCGAUGCACGAGACAGCCAAACCUUGGGCCUGCCCGACGGCCGCACUCUGGGAUUCGCUGAAUGUGGCCGACACGAUGGUUUUCCGUUGAUGUUCAUGCACGGUUAUCCUUCUUGUCGCCUUGAAACCCUGGGAUUGGACGAAUUAGCCCAUCGUCACCACCUUCGCAUAAUCACACCCGACCGUAACGGCUACGGCCUAACCACCUUCAAUCCAAACCUUCGUAUCUUGGAUUGGCCGGCUGAUAUCCAGGCACUUGCCCGUCAUCUUGAGCUAGAGCGCUUUGCUGUUCUGGGCGGCUCUGGGGGGAGCCCGUAUGCUCUGGCAUGCGCACAUCUUCUGCCUCACGAGAUGCUCUCCGGAGUGGGAAUUAUGGCUGGCGCAGGACCUUGGGAGGCUGGCGCGCAUCACAUGUCGCUUCCGUAUCGAAUCAGUGCCAUGACGGUACAUUAUUGGCCGUCGGGAUAUGGAGGGCUAUUGAAUCUGAUGAUCUGGAUGCUCAGACGAGCACUAUCCUCCCCAUCUGGAGUUUCCCGGGUGGAUAAGUGGCUGGAUGAGCGUAGCGAAAAGCUCGACUCUGAAAUUUCGACCAAAAGGCGAAGGGAAAUCCUUGCUCGCCAGGUACUCGAGGCGUUCCGCCAGGGCGCAGCCCCAGCUGUGCAUGAUGCGCAAUUGUUAACGUCGAGUUGGGGUAUCAAAUUCGAGGAUGUCACUUACAACAAAGUGCAAAUAUGGCACGGAACCCAGGAUGCGAAUGCACCAGUGCAAAUGAUGCGCUAUAUGGCUGAGCGCCUGCCUCAUUGUGAGCUCCAUGAGUUCGAAGGGGACACACAUUUCACGCUACAUCGUCAUCUGGAUCGGGUAUUGACGGAGCUGGUCCCAGAGCACUCUCGCACCAGCAUUGAUGUAUAG
Molecule: messenger RNA, 978 nt
Organism: Penicillium cinerascens
Lineage: Eukaryota; Fungi; Ascomycota; Eurotiomycetes; Eurotiales; Aspergillaceae
Product: alpha/beta fold hydrolase
Exons: 1
Coding region: 1-978 (325 amino acids)
Source: RefSeq, a predicted model, not a curated record